This is a messenger RNA of Oncorhynchus keta (chum salmon), 1257 nucleotides long. RefSeq names its product myosin, light polypeptide 3, skeletal muscle (gene mylz3). NCBI's taxonomy places the organism in Eukaryota, Metazoa, Chordata, Actinopteri, Salmoniformes, Salmonidae. Gene Ontology annotation, cellular component: contractile muscle fiber; myosin II complex. Bases 348 to 833 code for a protein of 161 amino acids. The transcript is spliced from 6 exons. The record is from RefSeq and is a predicted model, not a curated record. Gene Ontology annotation, molecular function: calcium ion binding.
AGAAUGUCAACCAAUAAAAUAAUUUGCGACCCUUGUAAAGGGGUUUGGAAAUGCUGACCCGAGACAAGGCGUCUCGAAUCAGUUCCUUAGCCGACUAAAUAUAGCCCUGUCCCCGUCCUUCUAAAGGCCUGCCAGCGCUCCAAGAGGCGACCACAGCUCCACUUUCCGUAUUGCCCUAAGAAAGUUAGAGAACUUCCAGAGUGGCAUCUGACCCGCCCCGUGACAUCACCACCCGAUCAUAAAUAAGAGAGGGACAUUGAGCAUGGUUCAGGACCACUCUCUCUCUCUCGGGACUCCGGCUUCUUUAGUAUUUCUUUCUGCCCCGUGUCAACUCCUUCAUCUCCGUAAUGGCUGAUGCUGCUCCCGCUGAGGCAUCCGCCGCCUCUGCUUUUUCGGCCGACCAGCUCGAGGACUUCAAAGAGGCCUUCGGGCUCUUCGACAGAGUCGGUGACAGCAUGAUUGGAUACAACCAGGUGGCUGAUGUCAUGCGCGCCCUGGGACAGAACCCCCAGAACAAGGAGGUUGCAGCGAUCCUGGGAAAACCAACCCCCGAUGAUAUGGCCAACAAGAGGCUGGCCUUCGCCGAUUUCAUGCCCAUGAUGGAAAAGGUGGAUAAAAUAGUGAAGGGUACACUUGAUGACUACGUUGAGGGUCUCCGCGUCUUCGACAAGGAGGGCAACGGCACCGUGUCUGGGGCUGAGCUGCGCAUCGUGCUGGGCACACUGGGUGAGAAGAUGUCCGAGGCCGAGAUUGAUUCCCUCCUUAUAGGUCAGGAGGACGAGAACGGCAGCAUCAACUAUGAGGCUUUCGUCAAGCACGUCCUGUCUGUGUAAGAUAGUGCUUCGGCAACCAAAGCUUAUCUAUCUCCCAGACCCCAUGGUGUCAGGACUGUUUUUCUAAAGACCAACCUAGGAAAGAAAAGGACUAUAAUGGGAUGUCGAAAAGCCAUUCUGUGUUUGUUUUAUUUUCCUCUGUCAACUUUUCAACUCAUCACUACUCCUCUCUACGGAAGUGACCUCUCCGCUGUCAGAUCCCUCGCCUCCACCUGGGGCAUGUUUCUCCACUUGGGGUGGGACGGUGACCACUCAUCAAGUAGGGGAUUGUACCCUCUGCCCCGCCCACCUCAUGUCAUCAUCAUCUUGCCGGCAAUGCUGGCGGGAAAAGAUUGUGGAUCGGCCGCCAAGCCCCUCCCCCGUCAGUUAUAUUUAUUUUCACUCUGCCGUUUCAGAAUAAACUUUUCCAAAAGUACAUCCCCCA